AUGGCAUCUAUGACAGAGAAGGCCUUGGAAGCAGGAAACAUUCCCACCUCACCUGCUGCAUUCGCAGCCACACCCUCCCCGAAAGCCGACCAGCAGCAUGAACCCUCGACCAUGUACGACGACGCUGUGGAAAAGGAAGACUUUUCGGUGUUUACAGUCGGGCAGAAGAGGGCGAUUAUCCUGACAGCAUCUUUCGCAGCAUGGUUCAGUCCCAUGUCAGGUAGUAUCUACUACCCAGCCACGACACAGAUUUCCAAAGACCUGGGAGUCUCCGUUGCGGAGAUCAACAUCACAGUCACGACGUAUCUGAUCGUCCAAGGUCUCGCACCCAUGAUGAUAGCAGGCUUCAGUGACAAAGCUGGCAGAAAGCCAGCUUACGCCAUCUGCUUUACCAUUUACAUCAUAGCGAACCUGGCACUCUCGCUCCAGAACAGCUAUGUCGCGCUCCUCGUACUGCGCAUGUUGCAGUCUGCGGGUAGUAGUGGAACAAUAGCGCUCGCGAAUGGCGUAGUUGGGGAUUGCAUUGUCUCUGCGGAGCGUGGUCAGUAUGUUGCAUUUGCUUCGCUUCCAAGCAUCCUCGGACCCAGCGUCUCUCCAGUACUUGGUGGACUUCUCAGCCAAUUUCUCGGCUGGCAUUGGAUCUUCUGGUUCCUUCUGAUUCUAUCAGGUUCAUUUUGCAUACCAUUGAUGCUUUUCUUGCCAGAGACUUGCCGCAAAAUUGUAGGCAAUGGCUCCGUACCUCCUCCGUGGACAAGCUGGAACCUCAGCGAUCGACGGCGGUUCAAGAAACGGGCUUCCAAGGGAAUACCAGUAGAUGAACAGAAGCUCGCUGAUCUACGACAAAACUACAGAAUCAGCUUCCCAAACCCCAUGACGACUUUGGUGGUCCUGGCAGAUUUCGAGACAGCUUUGAUUCUCAUCGCCACAGCAUUCUCAUACGUUUUAUACUAUGCCGUCUCCGCCGGCGCUUCGAAGAACUUCAGCACACUAUAUGGCUUCAACGAACUCCAGGUAUCGCUCAUGUUUAUCCCCCUGGGCGCUGGAAGUUUGAUAUCAGCCUUCACAACGGGGAUGCUAGUAGAUUGGAACUACAGACGCCACGCAAAAGCCCUCAACUUUCCCAUGGUCAAGAAUCGACAAGUCGACCUUUCCGACUUUCCCAUUGAAAAGGCUCGAAUGCAAGUGGCAAUACCCAUGCUCUUCUUCUCGGCCGCGUCUUGCAUCGGCUACGGAUGGAUGUUGACACAUAAGAUAUCCCUCGCUGGGCCAAUCAUCAUGCUCUUCAUCCUAGGCUACGGCCUGAUAGCAGGCUCCCAAGUCCUGACGGUGUUCAUGAUAGACAUCUACCCAAGUCAACCAGCUACAGCCACUGCGGCGAACAAUCUGGUUCGCUGUCUGCUGGGUGCUGGAGCAAGUGCGGCCAUUACACCCAUGAGCGAUGCACUCGGAACGGGCUGGGCGUACACCAUUUUCUCCGCCUUCCUGCUCCUAUCCACCAUCGGACCCGUAGCCAGCAUGCGAUACGGUAUUUCUUGGCGAAAGGCCAAAAAGGACAAGGCUGCCAUGCGGCAGAGCAAGCGAAUGGCCAAAACGAAAAAGACAAACGAGGAGGCAUCAGCAUGA
Ramularia collo-cygni is the source of this 1623-nucleotide messenger RNA. Its product is annotated as related to MFS multidrug transporter. Gene Ontology annotation, biological process: transmembrane transport. The transcript is spliced from 6 exons. Gene Ontology annotation, molecular function: transmembrane transporter activity. The record is from RefSeq and is a predicted model, not a curated record. NCBI's taxonomy places the organism in Eukaryota, Fungi, Ascomycota, Dothideomycetes, Mycosphaerellales, Mycosphaerellaceae. The coding region runs from base 1 to 1623 and encodes 540 amino acids.